GAACAAGUGAAGAUGUAAGCGCCAAAAUUUUCGUUGAGGUCGAAAAACAUCACGUUUGUUCCCCAUCUUCCGCAACAACUGCUGCGCCGUCGCCGCGCGAUGACCUAACAAUACAGGGCGACAGCAGUUCUGCAGCAUCAACUACCUCUAGCUCAACAUCUCUUCUCAACACGUCUGUCG
This is a messenger RNA of Amoebophrya sp. A25, 180 nucleotides long. Lineage: Eukaryota; Dinophyceae; Syndiniales; Amoebophryaceae. The record is from the annotation of a GenBank genome assembly.